This is a messenger RNA of Silurus meridionalis, 2451 nucleotides long. It is a transcript of the gene acsf2, whose product is annotated as acyl-CoA synthetase family member 2. NCBI's taxonomy places the organism in Eukaryota, Metazoa, Chordata, Actinopteri, Siluriformes, Siluridae. Gene Ontology annotation, biological process: fatty acid metabolic process. Gene Ontology annotation, molecular function: medium-chain fatty acid-CoA ligase activity. The record is from RefSeq and is a predicted model, not a curated record. The transcript is spliced from 16 exons. Bases 343 to 2154 code for a protein of 603 amino acids.
CCCCUAGAAGUGAAGUGUUGCACUGGCCUUAAAACUCGGACCUUUCGGCUGUGAGUUCGGUUCAAAGUUUAAGUGCUCCAGCGACCAAUCACAAUAAUCUCCUCAUAUUAAGUCAGCUGGUCAGAUGUACAGGGUAAUGCACGAGACUUGAAUUCCCGCAGAGCUUUUUUUUUCUCUCUAACACAUUUUAGCACGACGUGAAAUAACGCUGGUUGGAGUUUUCGACCUUGUUGCUAACAACAGUUAGGAAAACUCGGCUUUUUACAGAAUUUUUUAUUUUAUUAACUUUAUAUACAUACAUUUAUAUAAAUUUGCAUCUGAAAACUGCGGCCAGCGGUGGAAAUGUGUGUCAAGUUUUUGUCAGUUGUGCGCGCGACCAGUGUCUUAUCCAAACCGCCGAGACUCCUGCACAGGACACGUAUUUUAUCACCGCAGCCCAGCUGUUCCAUUUAUGUAGAUACUCCUCCCAGUGUCCCGACCCUCACCACCAGCUAUGCCCAUGGGGUCACCUCAUUUUCCUUCCAGUCUCUCACCGUGGGCCGGAGCCUGCAGCUUAGAGUGGAACGCAACCCUGAUCGCGAAGCUGUAGUCUUCCUUCAGGAUGGCAUCAGGAAAACUUUUUCUGAGUUCCAAAAUGACGUGGAUCAGGCAGCUGCAGGACUGUUGGCUUUGGGACUGAAGAAGGGUGAUCGAUUAGGCAUGUGGGGACCCAACACAUAUGAGUGGAUUCUAAUGCAGUUUGCCACAGCAAAGGCUGGCAUCAUUUUGGUAUCAGUGAAUCCAGCUUAUCAGUUGCAGGAGUUGGAAUUUGCACUAAAAAAGGUGCAGUGCAAAGCAAUUGUUUGUCCAACUCAGUUUAAAACCCAGAGGUACUAUGACAUGUUGAGGCAGCUCUGCCCUGAUAUAGACACCACUUCCCCGGGAGGCUUAAAGAAUUCCAGGUUGCCAGAUUUAAGUACAGUAAUUGUAACGGACAGUAAGCAGCCUGGUGCUUUCCAAUGGAAUGAUCUGAUGCAGGCGGGAAGCAGCCAGCAUUACCAGGAGCUUGAAUAUUUGCAGAAAAAACUCAACUUUGAUGACCCUAUUAACAUCCAGUUUACAUCGGGAACCACUGGGAGUCCCAAAGGAGCUGCUUUGACGCACCACAAUAUUGUCAACAAUGCAUAUUUUAUCGGUUUACGUGUAGGAUAUGAUUGGAGGCGGAGGAUUAAAGUGUGUUUGCCAGUUCCGUUGUACCACUGUUUUGGCUCAGUGGGUGGGGGGAUGAUAAUGGCAGUACAUGGUGCCACACUGGUAUUUCCGUCUACUGCAUACGAUGGACGUGCCAACCUGGCAGCUAUGCAGAAUGAGAAAUGUACAUUUGUCUAUGGCACCCCUACAAUGUACAUAGACAUGCUGGGACAGCCUGACCUGGCCAAGUUUGACCUGUCCUCUGUUGAAGCUGGAGUUGUUGCUGGCUCUCCCUGUCCACCUGAAGUUUUGAGGAAAGUAAUCAAAAUCAUGGGCAUAAAGGAAGUGACGAUUGCAUAUGGUACCACCGAGAACAGUCCAGUGACCUUCUGUGGCUUCCCAGUUGACAACAUAGAAAGAAAGACAGAAACUGUUGGAUGUGUCGGUCACCACAUUGAGGCAAAAGUGGUUGAUCCUACAACAGGACACAUUGUUCCCCUUGAAUCUCCAGGAGAGCUUAUGAUCAGAGGUUACUGUGUCAUGCUGGAAUAUUGGCAAGAUGAAGCCAAAACCAGAGAGUGCAUCACUAAAGAUCGCUGGUACAAAACCGGUGAUAUUGCUAGUUUGGACAAGUUUGGCUACUGCAGGAUAGAGGGGCGUAUUAAAGACAUGAUUAUCCGUGGAGGAGAAAAUAUUUAUCCUGCUGAAAUCGAGCAGUUCCUGCACACACAUCCGAAAGUCCAUGAGGCACAGGUGAUUGGGGUAAAAGAUGAGAGGAUGGGUGAAGAGGUUUGUGCUUGCAUCAAACUGAAGGAUGGACAAGAAUGUACUGCAGAAGAGCUAAAGACCUAUUGCAAAGGCGAGAUUGCCCAUUUCAAGAUCCCCCGCUACGUUCUCUUUGUUAAGGGCUAUCCUCUAACCGUUUCAGGGAAAAUCCAGAAGAACAAACUGAGGGAGCAGACAGAGAAACAGCUGGGACUGUGAACUCAGAGACUUGUGGUAUUGUUUUUUAACAAAUGAAAUGUGAACAUAAACUUCCAUCAGUGCACCAGUUUAUAACCUUUUUUUAUUUAGAAAUUUUAUAUUUUUACAAUGUUAACCACAUAUAAGGCACAUUUAAGGUAUUCUGUGUGUAUAAUAUGCAUCAAGAAAAAAACAAUGAUGAAAUAUGAACACCACUACUCCUAUAUCAUGGCAUUAAAUCAAGUUUUAUCAGAAAACAUGUGAGUAACUAAAAUAAACAUGUUCCAUUAUUGUUGCAAAUAAUGAAACACAAACCUU